This is a messenger RNA of Schizophyllum commune H4-8, 246 nucleotides long. Its product is annotated as G-protein gamma subunit. Gene Ontology annotation, molecular function: G-protein beta-subunit binding. Gene Ontology annotation, cellular component: heterotrimeric G-protein complex. Gene Ontology annotation, biological process: G protein-coupled receptor signaling pathway. The transcript has 4 exons. NCBI's taxonomy places the organism in Eukaryota, Fungi, Basidiomycota, Agaricomycetes, Agaricales, Schizophyllaceae. Bases 1 to 246 code for a protein of 81 amino acids. The record is from RefSeq and is a predicted model, not a curated record.
AUGAACUCCCGGCCGCACAAGCAAUCCAUGUCCGAGCUCAAGCUCCGCCGCUUGACUGAGCACAACCAGCGGCUACGGGAAGAUUUGGCCCGGCCAAGAGUACGAGUCAGCGAAGCCAGUGCUAGCUUGAUCCGCUACUGCAAGACGACGAAGGACCAUCUCGUACCGUCAGUAUGGGGACCAGUCAACAAGAACGAGGACCCGUACGCGCCGCCAGCGCAGGGCUGCAACUGCAUCGUCAUGUAA